Messenger RNA from Rhincodon typus (whale shark), 698 nucleotides. RefSeq names its product ras-related protein ORAB-1-like. NCBI's taxonomy places the organism in Eukaryota, Metazoa, Chordata, Chondrichthyes, Orectolobiformes, Rhincodontidae. Gene Ontology annotation, molecular function: GTP binding; GTPase activity. The transcript has 5 exons. The record is from RefSeq and is a predicted model, not a curated record. The annotation marks the transcript as partial.
CUUGUUGCUCUUGUCUAUAACCAUUUCUUCUUUGUUAGUGACUACUUGUUCAAGCUGCUCCUGAUUGGUGACUCUGGUGUUGGCAAGUCUUGUCUGCUACUCCGGUUUGCUGAUGAUACAUACACAGAAAGCUACAUAAGUACAAUUGGUGUUGACUUCAAAAUCCGGACCAUAGAAUUAGAGGGUAAAACCAUCAAGUUACAGAUUUGGGAUACAGCAGGACAAGAGCGAUUCAGGACCAUCACUUCCAGUUACUACAGAGGAGCACAUGGGAUUAUUAUUGUGUAUGAUGUCACAGAUCAGGAUUCCUUCAAUAAUGUUAAACAGUGGCUAGAGGAAAUAGCUCGCUAUGCCAGUGAAAACGUGAACAAAUUAUUAGUAGGAAAUAAAUGUGAUUUGACCACUAAGAAGGUGGUAGAUUAUACUACAGCUAAGGAGUAUGCUGAUUCUCUCCAAAUUCCAUUCUUGGAAACCAGUGCGAAAAAUGCCACUAAUGUUGAACAGGCAUUUGUGACGAUGGCUGCUGAAAUCAAGAAUCGCAUGGGCACAGGUCCUACACACAAUGAUGAGAAGUCCAAUGUCCGAAUCCAGAGCACUCCAUUAAAGCAAGGCAGUGGUGGAGGUGGCUGCUGCUAAGGGCAUUAGUCCAGCAGAGACAGAUCUGUUCCUGUGCACAAUAAAGUUAAACUUCAACUGCA